Rosa chinensis is the source of this 3851-nucleotide messenger RNA. RefSeq names its product LRR receptor-like serine/threonine-protein kinase RGI2. Bases 499 to 3771 code for a protein of 1090 amino acids. The transcript has 2 exons. The record is from RefSeq and is a predicted model, not a curated record. NCBI's taxonomy places the organism in Eukaryota, Viridiplantae, Streptophyta, Magnoliopsida, Rosales, Rosaceae. Gene Ontology annotation, molecular function: protein kinase activity; ATP binding; receptor serine/threonine kinase binding. Gene Ontology annotation, biological process: protein phosphorylation.
AAAAAUUCAAACGCUCCAAGAUGAUAUUACACCAAUUUUGUUUUGGUAUCAUCCUUUAGGCCACCCAAUUGUGACACUACAAACAAUGGCAUCAAAACUUGGUGAACAAUGAAAGCAAGAAAAGCUUAACGAAAUCUUUCUUAUGCUGUCCUGUAGUGCUUGCCUCACAUGAUAACCAUGAUGCUCCAAAAUGUUAGCAGUGGCAAAACAAAAAACUAUACGACCAAAGGGAAAUAAGGUGAAUAAUUAUAAAGUUGUCAAUUAUUCAUAGAAGACAAGCCCCUCUGAUAAUUCCCAAUCAUAAAACUUGCAAUUAGGACCCCUUCAUACUCUUUAAGUACUUUUUGAAACCAUCAACUAAUCUGUCCCUCCAAGCCCCAUUUCUUAGUCUAUUUCCAAUAAAAUAGCAGUUUGAAGGAUUUGAAGGAAAAAAAACCCGUUGAUUUCAAUAUACCAGCAUAUACAUGCAGAGAUCUUGAUGCAGAGAUUCACCUCAUCAUGUCAACUAAUGCAAUCACUAUUAUUCUCUUGUUUCUCAACAUCUCUCUAUUUCCUGCCAUCUCUGCUCUGAACCAAGAGGGUCUCUCCCUGCUUUCAUGGCUUUCAACCUUCAACUCUUCUUCCUCAGCUGCCCUUUUUUCUUCCUGGAAUCCAACUGCCUAUGAUCCAUGCAAAUGGGAUUAUAUCAGAUGUUCUGAAGCAGGAUUUGUUUCAGAAAUCACAAUAACCUCAAUCAAUAUACAAACCAGGUUCCCCAUCCAGCUACUCACCUUUAAUCAUCUCACCACCCUUGUAAUCUCAAACGCCAACCUCAGUGGAGAAAUUCCACAGGCAAUUGGAAACUUGUCAUCACUCAUCAUCCUGAAUCUCAGCUUCAAUGCUCUAAGAGGUUACAUCCCACAGGAGAUAGGAAAAUUAUCACAACUGCAGUUGUUAUCACUGAAUUCAAAUUCCUUGGAUGGUGCAAUUCCGAAAGAAAUUGGAAACUGUUCAGAGCUUCAACAACUUGAACUAUACGAUAACCAGCUAUCUGGAAAGAUUCCUGCUGAAAUAGGCCAGUUGUGGGCUCUGGAAAUCUUCCGUGCAGGCGGGAAUCCUGACAUUCAAGGUGAAAUUCCAAUGCAGAUAUCAAACUGCAAGGGACUAACUUUCCUUGGCCUUGCAGCUACAGGAAUCACGGGGAAAAUUCCAAGCAGCAUAGGAGAACUUAAGAAUCUCCAAACUCUUUCAAUUUAUACUGCAAAUCUCUCAGGUGAGAUUCCACCAGAAAUUGGUAACUGUUCAGCCUUAGAAAAUUUGUUUCUGUAUGAUAACCAGCUUGCUGGUCAAAUUCCUGGUGAACUUGGUCUGUUGAAAAAACUCAGAAGAGUGCUACUGUGGAAGAACAAUCUCAAUGGAAGCAUCCCAGACACACUAGGGAACUGUUCAAAAUUGAAAGUAGUCGACUUCUCGUUGAAUCUUCUGAGUGGUGAGGUUCCUUUGUCUCUUGCAAAUUUGGUGGCAUUGGAGGAGCUUCUUCUAUCUGAGAAUCAGAUAUCAGGCAGCAUACCGCCUUUACUUGGAAACUUUUCCAGUUUAAAGCAACUGGAAUUGGAUAACAACAGAUUUUCGGGUACAAUUCCACCAGUCCUUGGGAAACUAAAAGAACUUACUCUUUUCUUUGCCUGGCAGAAUCAGCUCCAAGGAAGCAUACCAACUGAGCUGGCCAACUGUCAGAAACUUCAAGCAUUGGAUCUCUCACAUAAUCUCCUCAGUGGAUCAGUGCCGAGUUCUCUGUUUGACCUCAAGAACUUAACACAAGUGUUGCUGAUUUCAAAUGAAUUUUCAGGACAACUUCCAACCAAUAUUGGUAACUGUACCAACUUGAUCCGCUUACGCCUCGGAUCAAACAACUUCACAGGUCAGAUACCAUCCGGCAUUCGGCUCCUGCAGAGAUUAAGCUUCCUAGAAUUGUCAGAAAAUCAUUUUACUGGGAAAAUUCCUUCUGAAAUAGGAGACUGCUCCCACCUAGAAAUGGUUGACUUGCAUGGAAAUGAGCUCCGAGGCAGGAUUCCUUCGUCUUUCCAAUUCCUUACUGGUCUUAAUGUUUUAGACCUGUCCAUGAACCAAAUAGAAGGCACAGUUCCUGAACAUUUGGGGAAGCUGAAAUCCUUGAACAAACUGGUGGUCAAUGGAAACUACAUUACUGGUUCCAUUCCCAAGUCAUUGAGCCUCUGUAGGGAUUUGCAGUUGUUGGAACUGAGCAGCAACAGACUUACAGGCUCUAUCCCAGACGAGAUUGGACACUUGCAAGGGCUCGAUAUUCUCUUGAAUCUGAGCUGGAAUUCUCUGACGGGCCCCAUUCCAGAAAGCUUCUCAAAUCUCUCAAAACUUGCCACUAUGGAUCUCUCCCACAAUAUGCUGACAGGAAGCCUGAAAGUGCUGGGGGUUCUGGACAACCUCGUCUCCCUGAAUGUCUCAUAUAAUGACUUUUCAGGUCUACUUCCCAGUACUAAUUUUUUCAAGGAUCUUCCACCAACUGCAUUUGCUGGUAAUCACAAGUUAUGCAUCAACGGAAACAAGUGCCAACCAAAUAGAAACCUGCAUGACAAGAAAUCCAUCAGAUAUCUAAUUAUUUGUAUCCUUCUCAGUGUAACUGCAACUAUAUUUCUUAUGCUUGCUGGAAUAGCUUUGUUUGUCAGAGUCUGGGGAAUCACAUUUGGGAUGACGAACGGUAAAGAAGAAAAUGAUCUGGUGUGGGAAUUCACCCCAUUUCAAAAGCUUGAUUUUGCGGUUAAUGACAUUGUGACUAAGCUAUCAGACUCGAACAUUGUUGGGAAGGGAGGCUCAGGAAUGGUUUAUCGUGUAGAGACUCCAACGAGACAGGUCAUUGCAGUGAAGAAGUUAUGGCCGAUAAACAAUGGGGAGCUUCCAGAAAGAGACCUUUUCUCUACAGAAGUUCAUACUCUUGGAUCGAUAAGGCAUAAGAAUAUAGUGAGGCUUCUGGGCUGUUGUAAAAAUGGGAAAACCAGAUUGCUUUUGUUUGAUUACAUCAGUAAUGGGAGCUUAGCUGGAUUGCUCCAUGAGAAGAGGCUGUUCUUGGACUGGGAUACAAGGUACAAGAUUGUACUGGGAGCAGCUCAUGGCCUAGCUUAUCUUCAUCAUGAUUGUGUUCCUCCAAUCAUUCAUCGAGAUAUUAAGGCGAACAACAUCUUGGUAGGGCCACAGUAUGAAUCUCUUCUUGCAGAUUUUGGCCUUGCAAAGCUGUUGAGUUCUCCAGAAUGCUACAAAGUUUCCAACACAGUUGCAGGUUCUUAUGGGUACAUUGCUCCAGAAUAUGGAUACAGUUUGAGGAUCACAGAAAAGAGUGACGUGUAUAGCUAUGGAGUGGUGCUCCUAGAGGUCCUAACAGGGAAGGAACCAACAGAUAACAAGAUUCCAGAGGGUGAUCAUAUUGUCACUUGGGUUAAUAAGGAACUUAGAGAGAGAAAAAGAGAAUUCACAUCAAUUGUUGAUCAUCAGCUAAUACUGAGAUCAGGGACACAAAUUCAAGAAAUGCUUCAAGUUCUUGGGGUAGCUCUUCUCUGUGUUAAUCCCUGCCCGGAGGAAAGGCCGACAAUGAAAGAUGUAACAGCAAUGCUCAAUGAGAUCAAGCAUGAAAAUGAAGAAUGUGAAAAACCAAAUUUUCUUGGCCAAGGAGCUGUGACAAACAGGAAAACUGCAGUUUACAGUUCUAGUUUCUCCAAGUCAUCUGAACCUCUAAUUGGUUCACCUUCUUGUUUUCCCAGAUAAAAGUAAAAUUUGUAUAGAUUGAUGUUAUUUAGAGAAAGAUGCUGUGCAGUAGCAAUAAGACAUGAUAUCCUGUUUCACUA